UAGCUGCAGCAGCUGCGAGAUAAAACGCUCCUCUCUCCUUCCUGCCGGCGUCUGCAGGUCGACGGAGGAAAAGCAGAGCCGCCGGUCGAGGCAGCGGCAGAUCGGCAGGCCUCAAAACACCGAGGCUCAGCUGAGACGGACCCGCUCGUGGUCAGGAGGGGAGGGGGGUCUUCCAGCUGAUCCGGGGACCGCCCAACAUCCUCCUCAGCCUCCGCCGCGUCAGUCGGAUCAGAGCCCGUCUGAAGGUCUCCACCGGAGACGCCUGCUUUUGUUUCUAACCUCUGAUGCUCGGGACUCCUCCGGACACACCGUCCCUUUUGGCUCGGCUCCAGACGCAGAGGAAACGGGUCGACGGCUGCAAGUCUGAGGACGUCCACCCGUCCGCCCCCCCAGGAGCUGGAUCCUGAUCAGAUCAAACCGGACUGGAGGGAAACCAGGACCAGAUAUUUUAAAWAUUUUACCUCGUUGUGACCUGAGCCGUGGAUGUUUCAGGCUGUUGCAUCGUCGCACUGCACCACCUGAUGAAGAGCUUUAUGACUCCUGAGUGUUUCCAACUCUGAACCUCGGGCUUCCUCGUGGAGUUUCAUGUUCUGCUGCUGGUCACGUGAACACGCUGAGGACAGGAACACGUGUCCUGAAGGACUGAGCCAGGCUCUGAUGGAGGCUUCAACGAGCCGUGGGACCUCCCUGCGAUCUGUUGCAUCGGCUGAGUGCUCGCUCCGUCACACACCUGUCCACUCUGACAGGAGGAGACAGGAGGGGAACCCUGAUACCUGUUGUACGGGAGGAGGGGGCUGCUAAUGUCUCUGCUCUUUACGCUGCAGUAACGUUAUCACAGCGAGGCCGAGGCAUCAUUCACGAGGUCACAGAGCUGAAAACAAAUCUCAGCUGCUGGUUGAUCGUUAAAGAACUGAUCCUGAGGAGGCUUUAAAAAGAUGAGAUUCUCAGGUGAGAGGCUCAUCCCACCAGGUAACAACUCACCUGGUCACAAAUCAUCCACUCAGACUGACUUCACUCCCCUCAAGCUGGGGUCCUGAGAGAGCGGGGCUGGCCCCUGCACUGCCUGACUCUGCAGGUUUAACUCUGAUCCGGGUUUCCGCUCCUCAGGAUGGGUUUUACACACCUGUCCUGACUCACCUGCCCGUUUUUACCAGAUAUUUCCGUGUUUUUGAAGUCAUGGGGAACUCCAUGGGCUGUGUCCGACCCUCUCGUGACGGGGAUCCGGACGGGUCGCACCCCCUCCCGUCGAAGAAACGCUCGCGCUUUCGGUUCAAGCGCAAAGCUCCUAAAAGAGGAGCGGAGAAACCAGAGGAGGAGCGAGGAGGAGGAGGGGRUCCUGAGGAUGAAGAUCAACACGCUGCAGUUCCAGAGAGCAGCAGAAGAUCAGCGCCGGACCCCGACUUAAUGUACCCCCACAGCAGCACCCUGAGCGCCGGGCUCCUCAGGACCCCGACCCCCAGCCCCGCCUGGAGGGGGGUGUUCUGUCUUCCUGGGGAGGAGGACACGGUCAGCGCCAUCAUYGACGUCUCCAGCAUCCCGGGCCAGACCGCCGCCACGCCGGUCAACACGCCGGGGGGAGGGAGGGUCUGCCGGGUCAGGGAGAAGGCCCAGGGGGUCCUGGAGAAACCCUGGAUCCUCCAACAGGAGGAGAGGGACGAGAGCAGAGCAGACAGAGACGGACCCACUCAGGACGUGGACGAGCCGUCUGACAGGGAGCGCAGAGGGGUGGUCCACAUCCGGGAGGUGGGCGGUAAGCUCUGCAUGGUCAGGACAGCGUACCCCACCAACUAUGGCUCCCCGGUGUGGAGCGGGGACGGAGUCGGUGACGUGGAGGUCCUCAAAGACYGUCCCGCUUCGACCCCCAUCGUGGAAAGCUUCCUGAAAGUCCAACUGUUGGACAGCAGGACGUCCUCCAAGCUGCAGGUGGACCCUUCGGGGAAACCGUCUCUGUUGGAGUCGGGGUACUCCAGCGAUCUGCCGCUGACGUCUCCGGAAACCGCAGGGACCACCCCGAGUCAGACGGACUGGGGGGGUCUCACCAGCAGCUCCUCAGAGAGACUGGACUCCACGAUGGACAGUCCUCUGGUGCCGCGGCAACAACUGGCUGUAAAACACCUGCCGCAGAUCACCAUCAGUCGAGGAGAGGAGUGCGUUCUGGAGGACAACUCUCAGAGGACCAAGUGGAAGGUGAUCAGCCCGACGGGGAACGAGGCCAUGGUCCCCUCCGUGUGUUUCACCGUCCCGCCUCCCAACCAGGAGGCUGUGGACACAGCCGGCAGGGCGGAGCAGCUGUACCAGAAGGUCAUGUCUCUGUGGCAUCAGCUCCAUGUGAACAUGAAGAGUGUGGUUUCCUGGAACUACCUGCUCAAAGACGUCCGGACCGUCUCYGGGUGGACUCUGGACUCGGUUCGCAGCCAGAGUCCGUCGGAGCGCCAACACGUCCUGGACCAGCUGCAGUCCCAGCUGGCCGACUUCCUGUCCGACAGCAAGGAGAGCUCCCUGUUCACGCCCGCUGAGAGGAGGGAGCUGGAGAGGGAGGUGGAGCAGGCGCAGCAGCACUGCCAGGACCUGCUGCUCAACAUGGAGUCAGUGGAGAAGGACGAGUCUGUGUCCCGGGCGUACCUGUCGGAGCUGCAGAACAUCACUCUCCAACUGGACCAGGCCGAGCAGAGGCUGUUGAGGAGGAUUGAGGCUCCGCCCCCCAGCCGGCUGUCAGGCGGUGACAUCGACAGCACGCUGCAGAUCGCAGAGCAAGAGACGCUGCAGUCGGAGCUGGACGCGCUGCGCUCCAGUUUGGGCGACGUGUCUCGACGCUGCGUCGGGUUCUUCCAGGAGAAGUCGGCGUCCCCCGGCGUUCCCGCUCUGCGCUCGGAGCUGGGUCAGGCGGUGGACCGGAUGGAUAAAGUGCACCACCUGUCAUCUGUCUACCUGGAGAAGUUGAARACUGUGGAGGUCCUGCUGCGGCGCCUGGAGGAGGCGGAGAGCCAGGUCAGGAAGUACGAGAGCAGACUGAGCGAGGAGGACAUGGUUCCUGCGGACACAGCAGCCAUUCAGAACCUGAGAGACCAGCUCGGGCGCUGGCAGGCGGAGGCCACCGAACAUGAAGAACUCUUCCAGGUCCUGCAGGGUCAGGUGGAUCGGGCUAAAGAGGCGGGGUCUCAGCUCAGCAGGCUGCACUCGGACCGGAGCCCCGAGCUGGAGCGCUACCAGGAGAGAGCCAAUCAGACGGCAGAGAGGUGGAGCAGCAUCAGAAGACAGAUAGAAACACGACGGGCCGACCUGGAGUCGGUGGGCUCGUCGCUGCGGCAGUACAGAGACGGACACUCGGAUCUGAUCCGGUGGAUCGAAGAGACGACAGAGAGACAAGAGAGCGCACAACCCGGACAGACGGACAGCCGGGCUCUGUCUGAACAGCUGGCCCAGCAGACGGCUUUGGUGGCAGAGAUCGAACAGAACCAGRCCAAACUGGACGAGUGUCAGACUCACUCCAAACAGUUCUGCACCUCGGUCAAGGAUUAUGAGCUGCAGCUGAUGACGUACAGAGCCUUCGUGGAGUCGACGCACAAGUCACCUGUGAAGAGGAGGAGGAUGCCCUCUUCCUCUGACRCCAUCACUCAGGAG
Messenger RNA from Austrofundulus limnaeus, 3621 nucleotides. Its product is annotated as microtubule-actin cross-linking factor 1. The record is from RefSeq and is a predicted model, not a curated record. Gene Ontology annotation, cellular component: membrane; cytoplasm; microtubule. NCBI's taxonomy places the organism in Eukaryota, Metazoa, Chordata, Actinopteri, Cyprinodontiformes, Rivulidae. Gene Ontology annotation, molecular function: cadherin binding; structural molecule activity. Gene Ontology annotation, biological process: wound healing; regulation of focal adhesion assembly; regulation of microtubule-based process.